AUGCAUACCCUCCUCUAUCUCUACACUCCACUCCUCCUCUCAGCUCUCACUCUUUCCAGCCAAACGACCCCCCGAACGCCCCUCCAAGUCACCUUCCUCCAACCUCCAACCAACACAACUCCCAUAACCAUUGACACCUUCGCGCACCCCCACAGAAACAACCUGGGGUCAUGGCACGGCGCCCUGGAAGACCUCCCCUACACGCAAGGGCCAAACUACAUCCGCCUAGCCCCAACAGACCCAGACCAAACCUACCACACCCAACUCUCCUCCACCACCCAAUGCUUCAACCUCACCCCCUACUCAACCUGGUACCUCCACAUCACCUUCGCCGGCCCCCCAACCUUCAGCAUCUCCCUGCACCAACACAACCCCAACUGCACCCCCCUCUCCAACCCCUACCCGGAAACCUGGGACAGCGUCAACGCAGCCCACUACACCCUCCCACCCCCCGCCCCAAACCCACACGAAAAGGAAAAUGAGAAGGAAAUGAAAAACGUCUACAUUCCCCUCUCGCACUUCAACAUCUCCCAAAGCAGAGUCCUCUCCAUCGCCCUGGGAAACUUCUACCCGCCCUACAGCGCCCCAACUACCGUCUUCAAAAUCGAGCUCACACCAUCUCCCCCAGUAGGCCUAACCCUACCGGACAAGGUCCCCAACGGGGAUCUAAGACUGAGAUGCACAAGACCAGGUUCGUUCGCCUUCGGGAUCGACGACGGGAUCCCGGCGCUCGCAGACGAGGUGCGGGAGAUAUUAGAGAGCGAGGGCGUGCAGGUGACUUUUUUUGUCGUGGGACGUGGACUGAGGGACUCGAGGACAGGGUUAGGGGCGUUUUAUAGGGAGAUGUUGGCCAAGGGGCAUCAGGUGGGCUUGCAUUCUGAUGGUCAUUUUAAGAUGGAAGGAAUGGAGUCCGUGCAGGCGAUCGACGAGGAUAUUAUCGCGAACCUGGCGACCUUCAGAUCGGUACUGGGGAUUGAAUCUCGGUAUUUCCGUCCUCCCUACGGCACGAUUGGGGCUCGGACUCGCGAACGUCUCGCGGUACAUAUCCCAGAUCCUCAGAUUAUCAACUGGAGUGUCGAUAUCGAGGACUGGAUGUGGGCGGAUUCCGACACGCCCGAGCGACAGCUCGAGGCGUUUUAUCGGGACGUGGAGCGGGGCGGGAAUCUGGCGGUGCUGCAUUAUCUGGGCCCGACAACGGUGGGGUAUUUUCGAGAAAUUAUUCGUUUCAUCAAGGGGAAGGGGUUGAAGAUUAUGCGUAUUGAUCAGUGUUUGAAGGAUCCAAGUGCUCCGGCGUUGGUUUGA
Molecule: messenger RNA, 1302 nt
Organism: Aspergillus alliaceus
Lineage: Eukaryota; Fungi; Ascomycota; Eurotiomycetes; Eurotiales; Aspergillaceae
Product: polysaccharide deacetylase family protein
Exons: 3
Coding region: 1-1302 (433 amino acids)
Biological process (GO): carbohydrate metabolic process
Molecular function (GO): hydrolase activity, acting on carbon-nitrogen (but not peptide) bonds
Source: RefSeq, a predicted model, not a curated record